Messenger RNA from Polypterus senegalus (gray bichir), 4916 nucleotides. It is a transcript of the gene musk, whose product is annotated as muscle, skeletal, receptor tyrosine kinase. Gene Ontology annotation, cellular component: signaling receptor complex. Gene Ontology annotation, biological process: multicellular organism development; positive regulation of kinase activity; cell surface receptor protein tyrosine kinase signaling pathway. The transcript has 17 exons. NCBI's taxonomy places the organism in Eukaryota, Metazoa, Chordata, Cladistia, Polypteriformes, Polypteridae. Gene Ontology annotation, molecular function: protein binding; transmembrane receptor protein tyrosine kinase activity; ATP binding. Bases 117 to 2951 code for a protein of 944 amino acids. The record is from RefSeq and is a predicted model, not a curated record.
UACAACAGAGAUGGUUAGCUGUUUCAGAAGUCUGUUGCAAAAGAUGAAUUUAAAAUGAAUGUUGCCGAUGCUAUGAAUCUCUUUGCUAAGCGGACAAACUUUUAUGUGGACUAAGCAUGAAGCUUAUUGAAUACAUUCCAUUACUACAAAUGCUCUUUUUGGCAUUAACGUACAGCACUGAAAAUCUCCAAAAAGCUCCACGGAUCAUCACUCCCCUGGAAACAGUGGAUGUAGUAAUGGAGCAAAAUGCUACAUUUGUUUGUGAGGUAAAUUCACAACCUCUUGCAGAAAUCACUUGGACCCGCAAUAAUUUUCCAGUCCAGUCUUUCAACAGACGAUACAUUGCAAGAGAAAAUGGCCAAAUGUUAAUAAUUCCUAAUGUUAAAGACACAGACAAUGGGGAGUAUUGCUGCAUUGCUGACAAUGGAAUAUCAGAGUCUGCUAAAAGCUGUGGAGCUUUGCAAGUCAAAAUGAGGCCUCAGAUCAAACGACACCCCUCAAAUGUUACAUUACUAAAUGGCUCAAAGGCAGUUCUUCUUUGUGGAGCAGUGGGGAAUCCGAAACCAGACAUUUCCUGGCUAAGAGAAGACAUUUUGAUCAAGGUUAAUGAUCGUAUUUCCAUUCUUGAUACUGGAACUUUAAAAAUCCAUGAUAUUCAAAAAGAUGAUGCAGGGAGGUAUCGCUGUGUCACAAAAAACAGCUUAGGUGUGGAAUACUCUAGACCUGUUACAGUGGAAGUUCAAGUUCCCUCUAGAAUACAGAAGAUUUCAAUGAAUAAAAGAGUUGCGUUUGGCUCUGAAAUUACCUUGGAGUGUAAUGCAUCUGGUGAUCCAAUUCCUGCUAUCACGUGGCUGGAAAAUGGUAACUCUAUUUCUGCUGCCUCGGUGGAGGAAAUCAUUGUUGGAGAUGCUAUUAAUUCUACACUUAGAGUUGUUGUUAAUAAACCUGCCUUAUAUACCUGUUUGGCAACCAACAAGCAUAUCGGAGGAAUAACUAAAGCAAAAGCCACAGUAAAGGUUUCCAUUUCUGAAUGGAGGCUUUACAAAAGUAAUUUAGGUUAUUGUGGCACAUACCAGGGUGAUGUGUGCAAAGGAUCAUUACCAAAAGAUGCUCUUGUCUUUUAUAACUCUUCAAAUGAGGACCCAGAGGAAGCCCAAGAAUUUCUUGCGCAGAGUGUUUGGGCUCAGUUAGAUGCAGUGAAUCCUUUUUGUCGUCCUGCUGCUGAGUCCUUGCUUUGCCAUUUUAUAUUCCGAGAUUGUAAUCCAACUGGUUUAGGGCCAGCUCCUAAACCAGUGUGCAGAGAACACUGUUUGGCUGUGAAAGAUCUGUAUUGCUACAAGGACUGGCUUUCCAUGGAGGAUAAUUCACAGAAGGGCAUUUACUCAUCUGGGUUUAGACUUAAGCUACCUGAUUGUAAUCAGCUGCCAAGUAUAAAUAACAACCUUACAACCUGCACUCGAAUUCCUUACAUAGAAAUGAAAAAAGAUAAAAUCACUAAGACAUGUUACAAUGAAAAUGGAAGAUUUUAUCAAGGAAUAGUCAAUGUCACAGCUACUGGGAUUCCAUGCCAAAACUGGAGUAAAAAAGUUCCUCAUUUUCAUAGACUGUCACCAGAUAAUAUCCCAGAACUUAAAAACUCAGAAAACUAUUGUCGCAACCCUGGAGGAGAGAGUGAAAGACCUUGGUGCUACACAACAGACCAUUCAGUCAGAUGGGAGUACUGUAAUAUUCCUCGAUGUGGUGAAUUUUCAGUUCCUGUGUCCACAUUACCAAAGCAUGCAACUCCAAACCUUCCAUCCUCAGUUUCUCCUGCAUACUCCAUGACUGUAAUUAUAUCUAUAAUAUCUGGCUUUGCGGCUGCAGUAUUCCUUAUCAUAUGUGCACUUGUAUGUCACCGCAGACAAAAGGCCUGGAAGAACAGAAAAAGGGAGAUGGAAACCCCAACAUUAACCACACUACCUUCAGAACUGCUGCUGGAUCGUCUUCAUCCCAAUCCCAUGUACCAGCGUAUACCUCUCCUUCUCAACUCCAAACUACUUAGUCUGGAGUAUCCCAGAAAUAACAUUGAAUAUGUGAGAGACAUCGGCGAAGGGGCAUUUGGAAGGGUGUUCCAGGCAAGAGCUCCUGGAUUACUUGUUUAUGAAUCCUUCACUAUGGUGGCUGUGAAAAUGCUAAAGGAGGAAGCUUCAGCUGACAUGCAGGCAGAUUUCCAAAGAGAAGCUGCUCUAAUGGCAGAGUUUGAUCAUCCCAACAUUGUGAAACUUUUAGGUGUGUGUGCUGUUGGGAAACCAAUGUGUCUACUGUUUGAAUAUAUGGCUCAUGGAGACCUAAAUGAAUACCUGCGAAGACGUUCACCAGGCCAGAUGCACAUCCUCAGUCAGUGCAAUCUCUCUAGAAAGAGUUCGAUAUCUGAAUCAGAAUCAGGUUCCCUUACCUGUGUGGACCAACUGUACAUCUCAAAACAAGUGGCAGCAGGCAUGGCUUACCUGUCAGAGAGAAAGUUUGUGCACAGAGAUUUGGCCACAAGAAAUUGUUUGGUAAGCGAAAAUCUGGUGGUAAAAAUAGCUGAUUUUGGACUCUCCAGAAACAUAUACUCUGCAGAUUAUUAUAAAGCCAACGAAAAUGAUGCCAUUCCUAUCCGAUGGAUGCCUCCAGAGUCUAUAUUUUAUAACCGUUACACCACAGAGUCUGAUGUUUGGGCUUAUGGGGUUGUAUUAUGGGAAAUAUUUUCAUUUGGUUUACAGCCAUAUUAUGGAAUGGCCCAUGAAGAAGUCAUCUAUUAUGUCAGGGAUGGCAAUAUCCUUUCAUGUCCUGAACAUUGUCCACUGGAGCUUUACAAUCUAAUGCGCCUCUGCUGGAGCAGUCAUCCUACUGACAGACCCAGCUUUGCCAGCAUUCAUAGAAUUUUGGAGCGAAUGCACGAGCAGACAAUACGUGCCAGUGUAGCCUGAAGCAAAGUUGUGUUAACUUAUACUUUGAGUUUCAUAAUGCUGUGCCAAGAUAUAACACCUUAUUAAGACAUAAAUGGCUUGGGUAUACAGUAUUACUAAAUGGGCAGUAAAUGCUUGGAACGUGUGUCUAAUAUGGAGAACAAGCAUUUGUUGUGGUCUGUUUGUGGUGUCGAAUGUCUUCUUGAAAAUUUACCUUUCUGGUUCCUUUUUGUGCAAACUAAACAAUAAUAUAAAUAACUGAAACUAACAGCAUUUGCACAAAACCUCAUUUGAAUAAAAAAGUUGGAAUAUAACACAUGUAGCGCAACAUUUGCAGAAGAAACAUUACCAUUCUAAAUUGCCAGUUUCAGAUAUUUAACCUAAACAUAUUGCAAUCAGUUUUAAAUCUAUGAAAACGUAUCACCCUGUUAUAACGUAACACAAGUGACAUGUGGCAAAGAAACCGUGCCCCAUCUUCAAGUAAACGGCACAAAGAAAGGUUAAAGAAAAAGGUUGGACCCGCAGGUGUGGUUUUACACUGUAAAGAAUUGUUUUCAAAAUGAGCAAAGCAUUUUAAAAAAGUAUGAGGAGAGUACCAUGGGACUUUGAAAAUGUAAUACACGUAGAUAUUACAAUAAAAAGAAACACCAAGCGUAAAUAAAACAACUGUCCUGAAAAAUGAGAAUUCUUUUGAAAGAAGAUUUUCUCCUUGUUAGUUUGAAUUGGGUUUGAAAUUGUUAUACAUUUUUCUGUCAACAAGUAGAUAAGAAUUGAAAUAUAUCCAAAUCUUAAAAGUACGGUACUGUACAAAAACAAUUUUGAAGCAACAAAUAAUUAAUUAGAAUACAGUAUACAAGUAACUUCAUUUAUUUGUCUAAAGGCCAGUAGCUGCAGUGAAGAACAGCACCUUAAAUUAUAAUGAUUCAAACUGGAAUAUAAUUAUUAUAUAAUGAAUUUAAUAACUUUAGACUCCUACGAUAAAAAAUAGGUAUAUAAAGAUGGUGAAAGUAUCAAUAUAAUUUACAAUUAGAUUAGUUUUUCAAGUGUUGACAUCCUAAACAGUGAAAAACACUUUUCUUGAACAUUUAUUUUGACAUCUUAUUUGCUGGAAUAACUGUCUUCAUGUGCCCAGCAAUAAUUUAAAUCAUGUAGCAAUCAAAUAUUGGCCACAUAUUGUUAAUUUCUGAAUUUUUUGAAAUGUAAAAUGUUUAACAGAGAAAGCAACUUAUAAAAUGAACUUUUAGAGAAAACAAGUAAGAAAAAGAUAUGUCAUUUGGGAUUCUAAGUUUUUUACCUGCUUUACAUAUACAGUAUUCCUGGAAAAUAUGUAAAAUGCUUUUUCCUGCACAUUAGGUCUAAAAUAGAAUGUUUCUAUGUAAAUUAAAAUGAUUAUCCCUUCAUUAUUUUAAGUGUGUCUCAUAAUAAGCCUUCUUUAAUGAGAUCUGUUUGUAGGCUGACAGGAGAGUGAUGAUAAAAACUGGAUUAAUGUUUUCAAUGUUAAGCCAAAGAUAAAAAAGUCUGGGCAGUUAUACUACCAUUUCCUUUAAAUGUUCAUAAAAUAAAUACUUAGAUUGUAAGAUAAUAAUUUCAUAGACAUUUUGUAAUUGCAUUUUUUUUAAUACAUAUAUACAUUUUUUGUACCUUUUUCAUCUUGGAAAACCAUUCUUUUUAAAUGAUGAUUGAAAUUAAUGAGGUUGCACAAUAAAACUGAAGAUUAAAGGUUACCUUCAGUUAAUUUUACAAUUUUGUUUUAUUUUUGUUCCCACCAAAAUGGCAUGUGCUCUUUCAACAUCCUGGUUUGAAAUAUAAUUGAAAUAGUUUACAUGUUUUAAAGUCACCUUAUGUAUUAUUGUGUUCAAGUAUGUGCAUGCUGAAGCAUACAUUUCCACCCAUAAUUAUUAAAGAGUUCUUGUACAAGAAUAUUUUUAUUACACUAAAUUGGGGCUGUACUUAAGAAAAACCAAAUAAACCAAAGAAACAACCAAC